Molecule: messenger RNA, 471 nt
Organism: Phytophthora sojae
Lineage: Eukaryota; Oomycota; Peronosporomycetes; Peronosporales; Peronosporaceae
Exons: 1
Coding region: 1-471 (156 amino acids)
Source: RefSeq, a predicted model, not a curated record
AUGUCUUCAGUCAACUCCAACUGUCGCGUCUCUUCUUUGCGCCCUGUCCCAACCGGGUCACUUUUCAUCAAUUUCUCUUUCCAGUCUGCGGCAACGAAAUCUCCACUCACAACGAAAUCCGCGCGCCACCAGGACGCCCCCGCAUCGAGCGCCGACGCGCCGCUUAUCCCAGCGCGACUCCCGUCUUCUGCGCCCCCAGUGGGGGGUGCGGGGGCGGGCGCGGGUAACGGUGGCGGCAGUCUGGAUGCUAGCGGCGAGGCCCAUGUGCCGGCUAGGGCCGGCAGCCCUGCGCGCAAGGUCGACGAGGCCGAGGAGACCAUGGAGGUCGACGACCAGGCAGGCACCGGCGAGGACGACGACGCCGACGAGGAGGAAGAGGAGGAGGAGGAGAGCGCAGCGUCUUCUGCGAGGAACUCGCCCCUGCGCCCCAGUGGCCAGCCCGUCCAGCAUCCACGGCAGUCCUGUAUGUAG